Molecule: messenger RNA, 2170 nt
Organism: Juglans regia (Persian walnut)
Lineage: Eukaryota; Viridiplantae; Streptophyta; Magnoliopsida; Fagales; Juglandaceae
Product: rop guanine nucleotide exchange factor 5-like
Exons: 7
Coding region: 278-2026 (582 amino acids)
Molecular function (GO): guanyl-nucleotide exchange factor activity
Source: RefSeq, a predicted model, not a curated record
GAGAAAGAGAGCGAGAAAGCAGGACGUGCGACAAAGCAGGACGUUCUCAGCAAGGCAUGUCUUGAUCAGCAGUGAACAGUUCAAAUAACCCAGCCACAGCUUUCUCUGGUCGGGGAUCCCUUCAUCUUCCACGCCGUCACGCAGUAGGCUCAGCAAUCAUGGUGCAGGCUUGCCCACCUCACAGUCCCCUCUCGAUUUCUCCUACUCUGCUCUCUCACCUGGCACUGUGACCAUGCUUGUACUCGUUUAGCGGUUCGUCGACACUGCGAAAACUUUCAUGUCGGAGAGAGUUCGGAUGGAAUCUUUGAUAAAGAAGAGUGGAAAUUUUCAAAAGAGAAAGGAUGGGUCUAAAUCGUUUUCUGGUAAAGGUGUUCGAGCUGAGUCGCACAUUGAUUUGAGCUCCGAGUCCAGGGAGAGCAGCGGUUUUUCAAGAUCGAGCUGCGAGACCUCGAGUGGGGAAGUGAAAGCAAAAGGGUCUUCUUCCCCGCCUCCAUUGGGCUGGCCUAUUGGCAAUGCUCAAGUAAGCAAGUGUUCGGCUUCUGAUGUGGGCCAAGCUGAACAAAAACAACCCAAUGUUGACGAUUCGAAAUUGGAGAAAAUGGGUUCCCAAAAUUCAGAGAUGAAUAUGAUGAAAGAGAGGUUUUCGAAAUUGUUGCUUGGUGAAGAUAUGUCAGGGUCUGGGAAGGGGGUGUGCACGGCAUUAGCUAUCUCAAAUUCUAUUACCAAUCUCUGUGCUACCGUUUUUGGGCAAAUAUGGAGAUUGGAACCCUUGCCUACUGGGAAGAAAUCAAUGUGGCGAAGAGAGAUGGAUUGGCUACUUUGCGUCAGUGAUCACAUUGUCGAGUUGAUACCCACUUGGCAAACAUUUCCUGAUGGUAGUAGGCUUGAGGUUAUGACUUGCAGGCCGAGAUCAGAUAUUUUCAUCAAUCUCCCAGCCCUACGUAAACUAGACAAAAUGCUUCUUGAAAUAUUAGAUAGCUUUGUCAAUACGGAGUUUUGGUAUGUUGAUCAAGGUAUUGUAGCCCCAGAUGCAGAUGGGUCUGCCUCCUUUCGCAAAACAACUCAGAGGCAGGAGGAGAAGUGGUGGCUGCCUGUACCCCGAGUAGCUACUGGCGGCCUCAGUGAAAAGUCAAGAAAACUGUUGCAUCACACACGUGAAUGUGCAAAUCAAAUAUUAAAAGCUGCAUUUGCCAUAAACAGCAUAGCUUUAGCUGAAAUGGAAGUUCCUGAGUCAUACUUGGAAGCUCUUCCAAAGAAUGGGAGAGCCUGUCUAGGGGAUGUUAUUUACAGUUACAUCACAUCGGAUCAAUUCUCUGCAGUGUGUCUGCUGGAUUGCCUCGACUUAGCCUCAGAACAUGUUGCUCUAGAGAUUGCCAACCGUGUGGAAGCCUCCAUACAUGUAUGGCGUCGAAGAUCUCACGCUAGACUUCCAUCUAAUCCUAACCGUUCCACUGGGAAGUCCUCAUGGGAAAUGGUCAAGGACAUGAUGAUUGAUGGGGAUAAGUGGGAGCUGCUGGCAGAAAAGGCCGAGAGCCUCCUACUUUGCUUGAAGCAGCGGUUCCCUGGUCUGACACAAUCUUCUCUUGAUAUCAGCAAGAUCCAAUGCAACACGGAUGUUGGAAAAUCCAUUCUGGAGAGCUAUUCAAGAGUUUUGGAGAGCUUGGCAUUCAACAUUGUGGCGCGUAUUGAUGAUUUACUAUAUGUGGAUGACUUGACAAAACAUUCCGAUAGGCUGUCAUCGGCUCCCACAGGGAGUGUGAUUGCUCACAAGAAAGUCUCUAUUUCAUACUCGGUGCCUGACUCGAGCACUCCAUACAAAACUUUUCCCACUCCUAGCUUUUCGCCAGCACCGUUGAUUAGUCCUGCCAGGAGAGAGAGAACUCCUUUUGGAUUUGUUGUGAAAAGAGUCUUGACGAAUUAUCUUGGUGUUGAGACGAAGGCGAGGAUAUGUGACACCGAAAGUUUGGAAUAUAAAAAAGAAUCAACAGCCCACCAAAAUGGGAUGAAAUUGCGUCAUGAUCGCUGAGAUUCUGUCUGUAGAUGUAUUCCAUGGAGAGGAUUUUUAGGGAAGAAGCGGUGAUAGAACUUAAACAUUGAAAAACUUAUGCUCUGACCAAUUAUUUGUUGUUAUGAGUUGGUAAAUUAAUAUUUGCUUUGAAGUUGAAUAUCG